UGUUGUGAGUCUUUAUUUGUACAAUUGGAUUCUUUUUCCUUGACCCACCUAUACUUCAUUUAAAUAUUUUUAAGUAUCAUUAGAUGCGACGAUAAUGUUAAUCUAUGGUAAUUGUAUACAAAUGAUGUGAUCAUUUCCUACUUUUUUUUGAGGAAAUGUGAUCAUUUCCUACUUUAUAAAUGUGCAUUGUACCAAAAUACAAUUACAGUUUCCACAACAUAUUCAGACGUAAUUUUACCGUUUCUAACAUUUUCCUACUCACGUGACCUACAUUAUAAAAUUAUAUAAUAUCCAUUCGUCAACAGAAAAAAAAAAAAAAAGAAAAAACAACUACAUGCAUGUAUGAGCUGUUAUCAUGUUAGGUUACACCCAAAAAAUAUACGAGUUGUUAAGCUCCUUCCACACCCAACUACAAUUAAUAAAUAAAAAAAUUUGAUUUUUGUUUUGGGAGAGAGUGAGUGUAGGUUAUAUAAAGAUCCUAAAACCAUAUGUAAGUUGCCAUCUUAAAACCUACACUAACAACCCUGCUAUUUUCUCCCUUCUUACUUUGUGUAAUUGUGUUUAUUAUCACACCAAAAAUCUCGAUCUGAAAAUAAAAAUGUCAGAUUCAACAGCAACUUGUAUUGAUAUACUUCUAGCAAUAAUUCUACCCCCUCUUGGUGUUUUUCUCAAGUUUGGCUGUAGGGUAGAGUUCUGGAUUUGCCUAAUAUUGACAUUUUUUGGCUACCUCCCCGGAAUCAUCUAUGCCGUCUAUGCCAUUACCAAGUAAUCGUGUUAAGCCGUCGAUGUGAUAAAAUUGUGAAGUUUAGGUGCAGAUUUUCAUUGUUCGAUGUUUAAUGAUUUAUUUGUUCAUGUUUGAUAAGCAUUUCUUCAAAUUCAUGCAUGUUUCUUAAUGUAUUAGUACUGCAACAUUAAUUCUGUUAGCGUUCCUCUUGUAUUUGUAUUUGUAUUUGUUAGUUAGUAAAAUGAAAGUCCGAGCUUUAAACGUCUGUGAUUUAAAAAAAAUUUAGU
Molecule: messenger RNA, 1011 nt
Organism: Chenopodium quinoa (quinoa)
Lineage: Eukaryota; Viridiplantae; Streptophyta; Magnoliopsida; Caryophyllales; Amaranthaceae
Product: hydrophobic protein LTI6A
Exons: 2
Coding region: 599-769 (56 amino acids)
Cellular component (GO): membrane
Source: RefSeq, a predicted model, not a curated record